Hemicordylus capensis (graceful crag lizard) is the source of this 4385-nucleotide messenger RNA. RefSeq names its product RCSD domain containing 1 (gene RCSD1). The coding region runs from base 58 to 1383 and encodes 441 amino acids. The record is from RefSeq and is a predicted model, not a curated record. The transcript has 7 exons. Gene Ontology annotation, biological process: protein localization to endosome; retrograde transport, endosome to Golgi; skeletal muscle contraction. Gene Ontology annotation, cellular component: WASH complex; early endosome. Gene Ontology annotation, molecular function: phosphatidylinositol phosphate binding; retromer complex binding; actin filament binding. Lineage: Eukaryota; Metazoa; Chordata; Lepidosauria; Squamata; Cordylidae.
GAGGGGGUUCGCCAGGGCACCGGGCGCCUGCCUUGCGUAACGCUACUGGGGUAUCACAUGGCAAGCUCGCUUCGACAGUCUCAUGUGGGAGGCGUCUUGAGUGGCUCUCCGAGAAGAAACAUCCGCCUGCCUCACCAGGCUGUGAGCAGGAGAGCAGCAUUUUAUCCCCUUACUGAAGAGACAAAGAAGAAAGAAAUGCUGCUAGACUGGUACUGGAAAAGGCCCCAUUAUGCUGGUAUAAAUGAGAUAGACGAUACCAGAACCUCCUGCACUAUUCCUGUUCAGAUAAUGUAUCUGAAGCAAGUGUAUCCAGAAGGGACAAAGACUGGGGACAGACCAUCAGAGACCAAUACGAUGGUAGAGAAGUCUGCAUCUCCGUCUGUGGCACAGUUAGCAGUAAAAUUUAAAGAUCAAUUGUCUCAUUCUGGAAAAGAGAUACCAGUGAAUAAACCAGUCCGUAGAAAACCACCAUGUUCCCUUCCUCUCAAGCCAGACCUUGGCCAGAAUGGUGAACUAAAGAGAUCUCCAAACGCUUCUCAUCCUCCAAGGGUAAAAGUAAAAAGCUCUCCCAUGAUUGAAAAACUGCAGGCUAAUCUGGCAUUUGCUCCAGCUGCCCUGCUGCCAGGAGCAUCUCCCAAAAGCCCUGGCUUAAAAGUAAUGGCUUCUCCAUUUCACAGCCCACCAUCCACUCCCAUCAGCCCACAAGCUCAGUCUCAGUCAAGUGAAUCAGAGGAGACACCGGCUAGCUUUGACCAGCCACCAGAGGGCACUCAUCUUCAGUUUUAUAACAAGGUGAGGACAAGGGGAUCAAUUAAACGCAGGCCACCCUCUAGAAGAUUUCGAAAGUCACAGUCAGAAUUUGGAGAUGACCAAGAUAUUGGGGCAAUUUCACCUCAGGAAAAUGGUGCCAAGGAUGAAGAGGAUAGUGCAUUCACAGACAAGACUGUGAAGUCAAUCUCUCCAACUGUGGAUGGAGUAGACCACCAAGAGAAGGAAAACCAGAUAACAGCUGAUGGAAAAACCCCAUCAGAUCACGGGACCAGAGGAACAGAAAGCAAAGAGAGAGAAAUGGGAACAGAAGAAAUGACAAUAUGCAAGGACAGCAAAGAAGAGAAGUCACAACAGAAUGUUUCAGAAGAAAAAUCUUGCAAAAACAUCAAGGAAGGCAAAGAAAGGAAUCCAGAUCACAAUACUGCAGAUACAGAAGAAAAGUCCACUUUGGGGGGAAAGGAAGAUGGUGAUGCUUCUGAUCAGAAGGAUAAAGAAGAGAGAACAGCUAGAUUAAGUGAGAGUGAAGAUACAGAGCCAGUAUCAGACACACAAGACAUGGGGACUUCACCGCCUGCAGGAGACACAGAAACUGAUGUGAGCUCCAGAGUGUGAUGUGUCACCAUCAGAACUGGGCACACAGUAAAUGGGAAACCUAGGUAAGGGUGGGGUUCUCAAUGCAGUGCUUGCUUGUAAAAUGAUCAGAUGCUGUUUUUAAAAUGAAAAUCCCAAGGAUACCAGUCUUAUCCUUGCUCUUUGGCAAUUGUUAGGCUUUUACUGCAGUAAAUCUGGUCAUCUCCGAUGGAAGAUAGUCUGAUACAGACAGUGGAAAUACUAGGACUCUCAAGGUGGUGACACACCAAGAAGAAAAGUCUUCCAUGUUCAUUUACAGAAUGCAGCAGUUGCUGAGGCUUUUCAGCAUUUUUCAGAUGGAAAGAACUAUAAUGCGUAUUAGUUACAUUCUCUAAUUAAAAUAGACAUUUCCAAACCUCUUGUGGGCUGUCAGCCAUAACUAUGAUGCAUGCAUAUCAAUUACAUGGUCACCCACAGAACCACACAAAACAAUAUUUUUGGAUUGAGUUAGUGACUGUGGAAUAAUUUGUAUGUGUGGCAAAGGAGAAUUUCCAUAAGCAUCCAUAUCCUUUCGCUGUUCUAGGUUCACUUUUCCGCACAUGGGGACACUGAGCACAUUUUCACACAUGAAAAUUUACAUCAACAUUGAGCCUCUCAUGUUACUUAUUGGAAUGUUUGGUUGUUAUUCAUACAGGAUAGAAAAAUGUAGAUGAGGCAUCUGUAACGUGAAUAAGCCUUCUGGCCAAUGGAUGUUUCGCAUUAGCUUUAUAAGCCCAACUGAAACAAGAGCCGCUUUAAACCUCAUGUGUGAGAUCACCCGAUAUUUUGCAAAGAUCUGCUCUCCUAUUUAAGAAGCCGGUGCUGGUAACUGCCUGAGUUUAUCAUCAAAAUACAAUAUAGUAAUAUUGUUGCAAAGAAGGCCUAAUAAUAUGUCAGGUUAUAACAGUAGGAAGUAGUGGAGAGAGAAAAGUGUCAUCAACAGGGUAGUGAGCGACAACUUAAAACCUGGCCUUGGGCAAGCAGAGCAGCAUUUCCUAACAGGCCAAGAAAUGAUUGCAUUGCUGCCAGUUGCAGCUAAAUAGUAAAAUGUGAGUAGAGUGGUGAUCUAACAGUGGCUUCCAGGUGGGAUUCUGCAGGCAGCAUCCUAUCAAAGGGCUUGGAUCAGUGGUUCCCAACUAGGGUUCCUCCAGAUGUUGCUGAACUACAACUCCCAGCAUCCCCAGCUACGAUUUAUUCAUUCUGCCGUUGUAGUUCAGCAACAUCUGGAGGAACCCUAGUUGGGAACCACUGGCUUGGCUCAUCUUAUGUGACUCUUUUUGGUGCUGCAUUAACUUGCAUUAAGUGCUAAGACAAGUACUGAGUUAGUUCCUCUUGAAAACCACAUGGAUGUGUCCACUGUUAAAGUCUGGACAUUCUGAUGGUAUGUUGUGCCUAGGACUCAGAUGACAGCACACCCUUUAAGCUGUUGCCCAUGACAAUUUCCUGUUUUCCAAUGGACUGGCUGACUGUGAAUAUGAAAUGGCUCUUCAUCCAUAUCCAAGGACUCCUCCUGACAGAAGCUUUACACAUUGCUGGUUUAGAAUAUUUGAACAGGCAGGGACCAGCGUAUGCACAAGAGGUACUAAACUGCAUAGCUGUCUGUACUUCAGACAAAAACAAAAGCAUUGCUUUGCUGAUCCAUCUGGUCCAAUGCUCUGUUUGCAGUGGUGGCCAGCCAGAUGCCCUGUAAAUCUUUCAGGCAGAGCAAGCUGGAGAUAAUUUCUAGUGGUCCCAAACAUGUGGCAUUCAAAGGUAUACUGCUUCUCAAGAUGGAGUUUUCACUUUAAGCUGUUAGGGAUAACAGCCAUUGAUAGGGCUAUUUUAUAUGAAGUUGUCUGAUCUUCUAAAGCAGGGCUGCUCAGCUUCAGCCCACCUGCAGAUGUUGGCAUACGACUCCCAUUAUCCCUGGCUAUUGGCCACUGUGACUGGAGGUUAUGGGAGUUGUCGUCCAAAAACAGCUGGCGGGGGGCCUAAGUUGAGCAGGCCUGUUCUAAGAUAAGAUAUGCUAGUGGCCAUCACAACAUUCUGCAGCCAUGAAUUCUAUAUGUUUAUUAAUUGGGUGAAAAAGUGGUCUCUUUUGUUCUGAACCUACUAUUGCCUAUAGUGUUUAGUGUUUUUAGAUAGAGAUUAUUUUAUAUCUAUUCUUUCCAGGUCAUUAAUAGGUUUUUAAAAAGAAUCAAAGGUGCGACCCAUACGAGCAGCCCGUCGUUUGCUCACUGUUCUUAUAGCAUAUAUAGCAAUAGAUGAAUGGACUGAACUGAAAAUAAUUUUUUUCUCACUACAGUACUCAAAAUAGAUGUGCUGCUGAUUGUGCUCAUGGCAAAGUCAGAGACCUGAUGCAUACAGGCCAUUUUUGUGGCAACCAUCUGUCUUAGUAAGACAGACUUAGUAAGUAUGUCAUGCUUCUCUGGGCGAAAGCAAGGACAAAGUGUUCCUUCUCUGGCUUGCUGCAAAAGCAGAGGCUGUGAAACUGAGACUUAGAACUGCACAGCAUUUCUGCCCCAUGCUUGAUCUCACACACUGAAUCCAGAGGAAAGACAGCUGCCAAAACAUUUGGAGCUAGUUGGGUUGCAGAAGGCAUGUCCACUUAAUGCCGAAUGGGACUCCACUCCAGUUUUUUAUUAGGGUAAACUCUCUUAGCCUCCAUCUCCCUCAGGAUUAGCCCAGUAGGCAGUGAGGUCACCAGGGUCACUUGGGACAUAAACAAUUAAUGAAGAUAACGUUGUCACUCGGCUAACCCGAAACAUGCCCUCUGGUCUUGCCACUGUGGGUCUGCAAUUAAUUAUUUGUCGAGUCUCUCUGCUUAUUUCUCAAUUUGUUUUUGCUGGAGGAUGUAGUAUGAUUUGCUUCCUCUUGGUAGCUGUACAAUUCAGUCCCCAGACCUGAAGUUUAGGUCUAUCCAAUAGCAUUGCUUCUGAGGCAAUCGUUAACAAUACAGCCUAACUGUAAUAUUUUUCUUCUUCCCUGUUUUAAAGAAAAAUAUCUAUAAACUGUGUUUUCUAUUU